This is a messenger RNA of Melitaea cinxia (Glanville fritillary), 1686 nucleotides long. RefSeq names its product translocating chain-associated membrane protein 1 (gene TRAM). Gene Ontology annotation, biological process: SRP-dependent cotranslational protein targeting to membrane, translocation; protein insertion into ER membrane. The record is from RefSeq and is a predicted model, not a curated record. The coding region runs from base 89 to 1228 and encodes 379 amino acids. Gene Ontology annotation, cellular component: endoplasmic reticulum membrane. Lineage: Eukaryota; Metazoa; Arthropoda; Insecta; Lepidoptera; Nymphalidae. The transcript has 9 exons.
AGUCGGAUUGCUGUCAGAUUUCUGAUACGUUUCACGAAUUUUCGGCAGCGUUUUAAUUUAAAGUUCUGUUUCAGGUAGAAACAGAAAUAUGGUUGUUAAAACAUCAAUUGGACGAAAAUCUAACAAGAACCCCCCAAUUUUUAGUCAUGAAUUCGUAAUUCAGAACCAUGCUGAUAUUGUUUCAUGUGUAAUAAUGGUGUUCCUAGUUGGACUUAUGGUGCAGUCGACAAGUCCACUCGCAAGUUUGUUUAUCAGCCUGCACCAUAAUAUUACUGGUGUAGAACCGUCGCGAGAUGCACCGAAAGGCGAACCUUUCUUUUACGAAAGUGGUUGGAAAGAUGUUUGUGCAGUAUUCUUUUACUCCUUGGUGUGCAUUGUUAUGCAUGCUAUCAUUCAGGAGUAUUUCCUAGACAAAAUAUCAAAGAAACUUCAUCUUUCUAAGUCAAGACUGAGCGCUCUCAAUGAGUCUGGUCAACUCAUUAUAUUUCAUCUCACAACUUUGGUUUGGGGUGGAGAUGCCAUUCUUCGUGAAGGAUUUAUAUUUAACAUUUCAAUGCUGUGGGAUGGCUAUCCAAAUCAUCCGAUGAGCUUCCUAUUGAAGUUGUGGUGGAUAGUUCAAGCUUCUUACUGGAUUCAUACAAUUCCUGAGUUAUACUUCCUGCGUAUUAAGAAAGAUGAGUGGUCUGGACGCAUCAGACACGCUACUGUUGCAUUCGCAUUUUUAGCACUGGCAUACUGCUUCAAGUUCCAAAGGGUUGGUGUUUGUCUGGUUGUACUGCAUUCACUAUCUGAGUUCAUUAGCCACAUCUACCGUCUAAACAACAUCCUUAGGGGUGAAAAAGAUGACUACUUGGACAAAAGUCUGGGCUUAUUAAAUGGCGUUGUAUUUGUGGUUGUCCGUCUUUGCUCUCUGGUACUUGGAGUGUUGACAUUCUAUUUUGGAGUGGCCGGUGCCGCACCAUUGAUCCUCCGCGUGGCUGCCCUGUCUAUCCUGGUUUCAUUCCAAGUCUACUUGAUGUUUAACUUCAUUGCUGAAGCUAUGAAACAGCGCCAGGAAGCUCUUCAACUCGCUCAGAGCAAACCGAAGAAGGAGAAGAAGGAAAAACCGAGGAAAGAAAAGGUAAAGAAGGUACACAACGAGGAGUCAGACCUGCCAGAAGUUGAUCAAAACACAAACAAGGCGCUCAGACAAAGACAAGCUUUCAAAGCAACUGUCAAGGCAAAAUAAACACGCACAUUCUGUUUCCUAACUUAGAAAUAACAUAGGUUGUCCCUUUUAAGACUUUUAAACACAUUUUAUCCUAUGUAAUAUUUAUAGUUUAAUUUACUUAAAUGUCGAUGCACAAAAGGAACCAUUCAUAUGUAUGUGUUUGUUUCUAAAAUAACUAUAUUUAGGUAGAUGUCUUAAAUAGGGUAAGAUGUCUUUGAAACGUUAAAUGAAAUUUUUCUUGAGAUUGAUAAUUGUAUUUUAAAAAAUCCAUGUGUGCAUUCAUGACAAUUAAUUUUACCACCCAAAAGUAUCUAUCGAAUGUAUGUAUGCAUUUGUGGUUUUGAGGUGAUUGUUAGUCCUGUUGACUGCAAAACGCACUAUUGUCAUAACAUAUAAUGGAUACAGGGUUGUAAAAUGUAUCUUUAGAAUGUGAAAAAAAAUUCGUAAAAUAUAGGUUAAAAUGUUGUUUAUAUAAU